Messenger RNA from Mercenaria mercenaria, 1880 nucleotides. Its product is annotated as L-proline trans-4-hydroxylase-like. Bases 266 to 1171 code for a protein of 301 amino acids. Lineage: Eukaryota; Metazoa; Mollusca; Bivalvia; Venerida; Veneridae. The transcript has 8 exons. The record is from RefSeq and is a predicted model, not a curated record.
CUGAUUUCGAAUUAUUAUUGAUACUGUAUUUAUUUAUGAACUUUCAGUACUACAAAUACUAAAGUUUUGAAAAAAGUUCAAAGUCAUUUUUACCAAAGACUGCCGAACAGUUAACCCAUGCCAGGACACACAUGACAUUGUACAACCAGGAAGUGCUGGAGCAAUCAGAUAUAUUAAAUGUCUUGAUAUAAAAAGUCAGUAUUUUGGAGAAUGUUUAAGAGUUAGAAGAGUAUUCGGUACAAAUCAUUAUAAUAAUUAUGAUUCUAUGUAUUUCCUCUGUAUGAUGACUAACCAGCAAACGGAUUUGUAUGUUUUAAGUUAUACACACAUGGCGAAUGAGUUCAAAUUGACAAGUGAUAUGAAAAAAGACUUCGACAAGGAUGGUUUCAUUAUUGUCAGGGGACUUCUUUCAAAUGACGAGGUUAAACACGUGCAGCAUGCACUGACGGUUGGCAAAUUCUCGGAGCACACAUAUGCAGUACCUGACGGCGCCGGUCGGGAUACACAUAUGAUUAUGUGGAACCACCCAGGUGUUGACGUAACGGGAAUGGUUGCAAGAUGUGAAAAAGUAGCCGGUACAUGCGAACAGUUACUAGGAGGUGAAGUUUACCACUACCAUACUAAACUGAUGAAGAAACCUGCUAAGAUAGGUGGUCGGCAUAUUUGGCAUCAAGAUUAUGGGUACUGGUACCGAUACGGGUGUUUAUUCCCAAACAUGAUGACCGUGUUUAUUGCUGUAGAUAAGUGCAAGAGGACUAACGGCUGCCUACAAAUUCUGAAAGGCUCGCAUAAGUGUGGACGUAUCGAGCACAUCAAUGUGGCUGGACAAGUGGGUGCUGAUAUGGAGAGAGUUGAUGAUCUUGCUAAAGUAUUACCUCUUGAAUAUGUAGAGCUUGAGCAAGCGGAUGCUUUAUUUUUCCAUUGUAAUUUGUUGCAUUGUAGCAGUGCUAAUACAAGUGCGGACAGACGCUGGGCACUUUUAUGUGCCUAUAACAGAGCGGAUAACAAUCCCACCAUUAAACAUCACCAUCCGCAAUAUACACCCUUAAAGAAGGUUCCUGAUACAGAGAUUUUGGAAUGUCAAGAUUUCACCACAGUGGACGGUAAACGGUUCAUAGACCCAGUCAGAGACAAGCGACCAGGUCGUAUACUUACUCCAGACGAACAAUAAAAUAGAAGGAACAGGAUUAGCUUGACCAAAUGUUUUUUUAAUUCAAAAGCAAUUAAACAAAACAGUUAUCCCCUGCAAUAUACAACCAGGAAGUGCUGAAUUAAUCAGAAAUAUAAAAUGUCUUGAUAAGCAAUCAGUAUUUUGGUAACGUAGACAAAGGUGACUGCGUGAGAAAAUAAACACACUUUUUGAAGGCUAGUUUCCAAUCUGAGUAUGGAAGAACAAAUCAGCUUUAUGUGUGAGUCUAUAUACUCGUAGCCAUCAUAAUGUAGAAUAGGUCAACAUGACGGCGCAUAAGCAGUUAUGCUACCAAAUCAUUUGGGACUUAUAUAAUCACCUCACGGUUAAGCUAUUGUAAUGCUUUGUUACAUUACCUGAUCUUCAGAUACAGAGAACAAUACAAAAGUCUAAUCCACAAGUGUACACAAGCUAUACAUUAUCAUUCCUCAGUCUAUGAUAAGGACAGGCAUGGUAGCGGUUUACAUGCUGAAGUCAAAAAAUAAUUCGCCAGACUAAUUAUUACGUGUGUAUAUAUAUAAUACGGAGCUUUGCGUACAACGUCACAAUUACAGAUACUCUGACUAAAUGCAAUUUUAAAGUAUGUGUGAAACCCAAUCUGUUUCAAAACACUUGACAAUGACAAACUAACCGAAUAAUCUUGUCUUUUAAAAUAAUUUUCAAUGUUUUAUGUUUUGUUUGUCAUUUUUCU